AACACUUGAGGCCACUUCCUCCAGCAUGACUGUGGCAGACGCGUUGUGUCAGAUCACAAUCGGCUGUGACUGUGGCUCCGGGGGCCCGUUUGUGCUUCUAAAAACCCGCUCUGUCUCCAUCUGCUGGAGGGACGCGUUGGACUGACCAGUAUCGAGGCUCGACCGACUUGACAGGCAGCCAAAACAGCUCGCAGAGGCCCACAUUUAUUUACCCUGCGACUGGGAAUUUGCCGGAUUUGGGAUUGACACACUGAAGGCAUGCGCGCCUCGGGGAUUUCACCCGCUUCCCACAUUUCUACGCGUUGGUGAACAUUCGCUUCCCCCUCCGCGUCCGCCCGAGAGCAGCGGAGAGCAGAGCCCCGCUGUCCCGUGGAAUCAUCACGGCGCCGAGGCGAGACACGCAUGGAACAUGGCUGCUAUGAGGACUUUAACGGUGGCGGGUCUCAUUUUGGCGUUUUGCGCUCUGGGGCUGAUCGCCGUGGCCAUCAGCACCGACAACUGGUACGAGACGGACGCGCGGAGGCACCGGGAACGCUGCAAGAAUUAUUCCAACAAAAGAAACGACCCCGGCUACAUUUACAUCUCCAACAACAACCUCCCGCUUCGCAUGUUGCCGAAGGAAAGAAACGCGGAGAAGCGGAGCGGCGACGUGCUGCUGCGGGCCAAGCGGCACUUCUUGCCUCCUGCCGCGGCCAUGGAGUCCCUCUGCAAUCGGCAAUUCAACUCCACCGUAACCGGACUGUGGCAAAAGUGCCACCGGGGGGGGUUCGACCUGGAGAUAGAGGAUCUGAUCUUUAAAGGUUUGGCUUUCCUACGAAUCGAUUGGUCCGAUCGCUGCACACCAAUAAAAUACUACUACGCAUCCGCAGCGUUGCCCAGAAACCUGCCAAUCAAUCUGACGAAGACAAUAAGGCAGGAUGAGUGGCACGCGCUACACCUCCAGAGGAUGACGGCAAGUUUUGUGGGCAUGGCCGUGUCCAUCAUCCUGUUUGGCUGGAUCAUAGGCGUGCUGGGCUGCUGCAAGGAGCAUGAUCUGAUGCAGUAUGUGGCCGGACUUCUUUUCCUCAUGGGAGGGACAUGCUGCAUUAUCUCCCUGUGCACAUGUGUGGCUGGGAUCAACUUUGAACUGUCCCGCUACCCCCGCUACAUGUUUGGAAUACCAGAGGACAUCAGUCACGGUUACGGCUGGUCCAUGUUUUGUGCUUGGGGUGGACUGGGCCUGACGUUGCUGGCUGGCUUCCUGUGUACACUGGCUCCUUCUCUCUACCCGCCACACACCCCCGUGGUGCACAAGCCCAGGCAGGAGAACGGCUGUGUGUGACACGCCGCCGCACAUUUAACAGACACCUGUCUCCUCCCGAAGCAGCGGCGAGCCCUGACGCUCAGACAAUAACACCCGGGGACUCAGAGCAGAGAGAGCCUUCACGAAAACAAAGCACAGGGGCCGGGCUCUCGCUCACGUGAAAACGAAAAGGAGGUGACCUUUGACUGACGGCGAUUUCAGUCCCUCUGGUGCUUUUUUCCUAUCCCUCUUUAUGAAUGAACUGUUCAGUGUUAAUUGCUUGCUCUUCAAGAGGACAACGGUUAUUCCAAUUUUCCUCCUGUAAAAUCUGCUUAAAAAAAGAGAAAAAGAAAGUCUGGCAGGCAAUGAAUGGCACAACUUUGAAAUAUGUAUCGAAGAUCAAACUAUGGAUGUGUCUCAAAGGGCAACUGUGUAUCAUUAUGUACCCAUACAAAACAAGAUAUGUACAUGUACUUUUGGAAAUGUAUGUAUGCAGAUGCAUUUGUGUUUAUUCAAGGAAAAAUAUGAAGGUCAAGACCAAACUGUGUUUGAGGGAAAUGUUUUGUUGUUCUUGAGGUCUUUCUCCCAUCCAAAUAUUUUUGAAAAAUAAAGCCGGCGUGCAUAAUUAUUUUUUCUUCCUAUUUGACACACAGUUAAGUAAUUGUCUGCUGUGCGUUGCAGUGAAAUAACUUUAAUAAAAAUACGAAUUGAAAUGGUAGAAAUAAGAAACUUGUUUCCAGAAAAGACAAUAACUUUGUGAUUACUUUUAUUCUGACAGCAUCACAAACAUACGAUUGAUGGCUUUUUCCAAUUAUUGUCCAUGGACAGACUCCCAGCCAUUGUGAGCUGUAACUGGCCCACAACUUUGAUGAGAAAUUAAAUAUUUAUUACAUCCAA
Gasterosteus aculeatus aculeatus (three-spined stickleback) is the source of this 2179-nucleotide messenger RNA. The record is from RefSeq and is a predicted model, not a curated record. Lineage: Eukaryota; Metazoa; Chordata; Actinopteri; Perciformes; Gasterosteidae.